AUGAAGGCCACCAAGGCCAUGAAGACGAUGAAGGCUAUGAAGGCAAUGAAGACCGCGACGGUUUCCAGGAAGCCGGCUGCAAAGGCCAAUCAGGCCACGAAGGCCAUGAAGACGAUGAAGGCGAUGAAAGCAAUGAAGGCAAGGACGACCGCUGCCUUGAGAAAGCCCGCGUGUAAGAAGGCCAUGAAGGCCAUGAGAGACUCGGACACUCAGACGAUAGUCGGCUGUGUUGGCUGGGCCAGGGGGCUGGAUGGGGAUGAAGUGGUGCCUGUGUCCCAGCUGGAUCACUUUGGCCGCGAGUAUUGCACCUUUGACAUACCGGGCGAUUGGACUGUCGCUCGAAUGGUUCGUAAGCUGCAGGAUCCAGGGUGUGGGCCGCAUCAUCUUCGUGUCGUCGGCGUUGCCGUGGCAACUGAGACGGGGGCUCGCCGUCGCGACUCUGAGGAGGGCGAUGGUAACCAGAAAGACGACGACGAGAAGAAGGACGAUCCCGAGGACGAGAGCAGCGGCGACAACACUGACACUUCAAGCAGCCACUGGAAAGACAAGACGCAGGACAACGACAGAAAGCAGGAUGACGACAAGACAACGGGCGAUGACAAGCAGAACCAGGAUGACAACAAGAAGGACGAUGACCUCUUGGUCUCCACACAUCCUGCUUCGACGGCCUGGGGCUUGGAUACCUUGAACUUGGCAUGGGCCUCGUCCUUCUUCCUCUUGCUCCCUGGCGCAGGUGUCGCAUCUGUCACCGGUGCUUUGGAGCCGAUGGUGCCCGUCCUUGAGCCGAUCCUCGAGGCCGAAGUUCAGGCUGGGGAUUGCCUGGCGGAGGACAAGGUCGGAUUCACAUCCUGGUGCUUCGGAUACUGCUGGACCCUCGGGUGUUCUGAGGCCGGUGGUGCCGUGGUUGAAGACAAGGUUGGGCCCCAAGGGUCCCAUCGGCUGAUCACGGUGAUCAUGGUGAUCGUGUGGCCGCUCGAUGCUCAGCUUGAUCCUUCCUUCUUGGGUCUGUGCUCGGCUGCCUUGACCUGUUUCUUUUCUGAGUGGUAUGGCUGCACGACUUGGGCUCAGACCUCUGUUGCGCACUUGCGGUAUCUUCUGGUGUUGCAGUUGCCUGCUAUGGACUCGUGGUCGUCGAAGACAGCGACGGCGAUCGCCAGCCCGGUGAACCGGGAGUCGGCGGAGUCACCGGGUGACUGCAAGAUCACGGCCGUGAUCCUCGCGGAGGGUCAAGCCAGAGCAUUGGUUCCCUUUCCACCGCCACAGAAGGUGGAUGCCAAGGCAUCAGGCUCAGCUUCGUCGUUGUCCAACAUGCCCGACCGUGUCAUCUCCUGGAGUCCUUUAGAUCGUGUCUUGACCCCAGAGCCAGAGGACAGAAUCAUCUGGAAGAAGCCAGUCGCAACAGACCUGGUAUUUCCUCCGGACAUGCCCCACCGCGUUGUUUCCUGGAGUCCUUUGGAUCGUGUCCUGGCCCUAGAGGGCAGAAGCAUCGGGCAGGAGCCAGUCAUGACACCAUUGCAUCCGAGCACACACACGGCGACGGACAUAUCUGGCACCAAAGCGACACCUCCUCGCAAGACCCGCUCAGUCCCUGGACAGCAGAUGCUGGUCGUACCUCUCGAGGCCCUUCAAGAAGGUUCCGAGAUUCGCGAUGCCGGGGUGCUGGCCUUGGCCACGGCCUAUCGUGACCUAGUGGUCUCUCCAGAUGCGAAGGGUAUGGCUUCAGCAAACGUCCCGGCCUUGGCUGUCCUGCCUUGUUUCGUCCGUCAUGAAACUGCCGAGAAUGGUGCCUCCGGUGUUACCACGACUGCUUUAGUCGCCGGGCCUGCUGAUGCUGCGAUCUCGGACGUCGCAAUGGAUCCAGAAGCCACGUCAACCAAGUCGGAAGCAAAGGCCUUCACAGACCUCGGUGCUUCCAGGGCUGGAGAGGUUCCUGCUUGUGUGCUGCGGCAUGCGGGCAACAGCAUCUUCAACUUGGCCGGGUUGCCUCAUGAUCACUUCGGUCGCGAGGGUCAUGCCGAUCGGCUACCUUGGGAGCAGCAAGACCCGUACUGGGCGGUGUCCGUGGCUGAGAUCAGUGCGAUUGUAUCUUCUGGUGGCCUCGCUGCUUUCCGUCUCCUGACGAUGGCCGAGCAGAGCGAUGCGGACACCAUGGGUGCUCUAUUGUCGACUGAGUUCCAGGACCUGGUGGAGUGGAUAUGGAGGCAGCGCUGGAUGCUUCUAGAGGAGUUCCUUCGCGGCUGGAUAGCGCAAGAGCGUGACGCCUUGGUUUGGACGCUGCUGAAGCAAGCAACACUGUGGGCUGGGCAGUACAACAGCCUAGCGGACCCGGAGAUGCAGAAGAUUUUGGGAGACAGCUGGAACGCAGCUGACAAGUAUUGUGUGCCCACAGAGGUGAAGUUUCAGCUGCUUGAAGGAUUGUUCCGGGACAACGAUUUUUUCGCUCCUAUGAAAGCCUUGUUCCAGGACUGCGAGCUUAGAGAGCUUUGUAUGGCGAAGCCGCUUAGCACGGCCUUGAAGGUCCUGGAGACUUUCCGUAGCAAGCCUCCUGCAGAAGGUCUUUUCGCCUUCAUCUUGGUGAGCAUGGACAAAGCUUCAACUGUGCUGGCCAGCUCGGACACGACGGUUCCUUGCCUGCACUACGACUCCCACGUUUGCACCCUGCUGGACCUUGACAAGUCAGCAAGUUUCCUGUUCACCUCAACGUCCAUGCUGCUGCAACGCCUCACAAGCACGCAUGGCGAUCUCUACAAGGCGGAUGCCCCGACACACCUCUGGGUUUUCAGUCUGGCUACGCCAAAGGCCCAUGCCGCACCGUACUUAGAGGACAUCCUUCGCUUCAGAACUGCUUCUGCCGAGUCGGCCACUGGCACUUCUGCAGGGAUCAAGCUGGAGGCCGCUCCAUCCUUGGUGGUAGGACAGAAGAUUUUCCGGGCGAGGAUGGGCAGUGGUGUCAUCAAAGUAGAGGCCGAGCCGGGUGACGCCAACCCGACUGGUGAGAUGCCGGUCGUGCCAAGUGAGGCCAGCAAGACGUCUGGCCAUGCAAUCAGCUCCGGUCCUGCAUUGCCGGCCGUGCCCAGGGAAACCAAGAAGACGUCUUCAGUGAAGCGAGAACAUCCGGAGCCUGCUGCUCCACCUGUGCUUGUGUAUGAUGACGACGAUGAUGGGGGUGCCAAGCCUGGCAAGCCAGCUUCGAAGCUUAGCAGAAAGCAGCGCCGGGAUCUUCAGGCGGUGGAGGCGGCGGGCAAAAAAACAGCAGCCAGCCGGGGAAUAACGUACCAUGAGCGCUUUGCUCCGGCGCACCAGUACAUGGUGCCCCCAAAGCACUGGGGCCAGUUCCUGCAAGACAUCUACAACGAUGCGAACAGUGACUGCGAGCGGUGUCAGAGGCUGCUUCUGGAGUUGCGAAAGAACGGGGCUGAGGAUGGAGACAGUGCUUUGGUGUCCGUCGAGCCCCAGCAGACUGACAAUGAGCGGGCAUUCCAGCAGCGUCUCAGGGAACUGAAGAUCGAGGAGAACGUCGAUCAAGUGAAGAAAGGCCGGCGAGCGAAGGGUCAGGAGCGGGCGCUGCAUGAGGACUUGUUCGAGUGGCUGGCCCAGCGACGUCCGAACCAGUACGUCAACCUCCAGACCCAGAAGCUGCAGCUGCGUUGCAACAGAUGCGGGGAGAUCUUUUCUGCUGUUCGGGACUCAACCAUACUGUUCGUGCUACAGCACGAAGCUCGGCCGAGCCAUGUCAACUCGCUGGCACAGGCGCAGCCGCGACUCUGUCUCGGUGUCGACCUCAACUCCAGCGAGCACCAGACACGAGCACAUGGGAUGGUGGAUGCCUUCAAACUGUGGGCUACCUAUGACUGCCCCUGGUACCACACGAGCUUCAAGUGUCAAGUCAAUCUGCGUGACGACGGCAAGGUGAUGGUGCAGUCUCUGAAGUGCUUCGAGGCGGACGAGGUCCGCAUGUGCCCUCCAACCCGGCCGUUCUGCAGGUCCUGCUUUGGCCUCUGCAGCACGGAAGACUUUUGCCGCAAAGUCUCCACAUGGGCCUUCAGAAUCGUCCUGGCGAAACUGGUCCAGGCCAGGUUUCUCGAGUGUGAUGCCUUGUGGCAGGAGGCCAUUGAUAUCCUGUCGUCUUCGAAGUGGGAGGCACCUGUGGACGCUGAGUGGCUGCAGAGUCAAAGCUACGAUACCUUGUACAGCAAGCUGCAGGAGCUGCUAGGCUCCAUUCCCAUCGUGUUGCAGAACCCGGCAUGCCGAAAGUUUGUGGCGACGCACUUCAGUUGGCUGCCACGUCGGCAGGAGCCCAAGGCAGGUCCCGCGAAGCAGAAGCUUCUCAGUUACGUCGACAAGCUCGUCGAGGCAAAGGGCAUUUCGGCUGCUGAUCAAGAUCUCUCUCAGCAGAUCUUGUCGGGUGCCCUUGAGGGGAACGAUGUGGCUCGGACGAUGGUGACAGGGAUUCUCAACAAAGCACAGAAUCUCCGGGCCGGCCGGAAGCGUGUCAAUGCAUCCAGCCUGCCAACUGUUGACGAAAGCCGCAUCGCCGAGCUUGGUUCUGCCUUGAGCUCAUGCAGCGGGAUGGCCAGCAUGUUGGACCUGUUCGUCUACAAUGCCCCAAAGCUCCCGGCCUCAUCCAUCUGGCGUCCUGACCUCCCGUGCUUCUUCUGUCCAGGAGUGGAUGACUUGAAGCAGAACGCCCAGGUGAUCCUCGACAUCAUCGGCAGCGACAACCGCGACUACAUGGUCUGCUGGGAUGAUACAACCUUUUGGCCACAAUGGUCUAUCCAAGGAUUCCAAGAUGGCCUCUACUUCAUCGGAGGCGCGGGGAGCAAUGCCAAGCUCCGGGUCAGUGAUCAUGCCCCCGGCACAUUGAAGAAGACCGACCUGGCCCAGCAGUGUGUGACGUUCCUCCUGAAGAAGGCCAGCACGAGGAAAUUCGGGUUCGAUAUGGCGAUGAUGCCAAAACGCCUCAGCGAGGUCACACUCGACACGGUCUUCGAGCAUGUCGGAUCCGUGCUGAAAGCUGUGUGCAGUGCCGCACCAGCCCCGCCUUGCUGCGUGGCCUACGACAACCAUGCUUCGCAUGGGCUGAUGAACACCUUCUUCCUUGGCUUGAUGCCCAAAGAGCGGUAUCAGAACACUGCCUUCUUCAAGGAGUGUGUCCCUGUCGUCAGGUCCUUGGCCCUCCCAUGCUACCGCUUCGCCAGCAUGGCCUACAAAGGCAAGUUUUGUGUCUUCGGGCACAACGAUGCGGCUCACACACAGAAGUGCUUGACGAGAGCCCUGCGAGUGAAGACCCGAGUCGUGGAGGUCGGCAAGAUGAAGGUGUGGCCACAGCUGAUGUUGACCCGAGGUUUGCCAGCUUCGGCGUGGCGGGGCACGGACAAUCAGUCCGACACGCAGUCGAGCUGGCUGCUGAAUCCGCAGUGCGUGGAUGUGAACCAAUGGGACUGCAUCGGCCUCGUCGCAUUCAUGUUUCUCAUCGGACACUGGUGCGGCAUUUGGCUCGCCUCGCACAGUUUCGCGCAGGCCGCUGACAUUUUUCAGUGCGCACUGUGCGGAUACUAUCUGUUGCUGUUCGACCUCAUGGAGACACAAGGCUCGAGUGCUCGCUAUUUUCACUCGAUCACAGUGGGGAACCUCCUGGCUAUAUGUGGGCACAUGGUGGAGCGAAUGGCCAACUGGCCGGAUGGCUGCCCCUUCCGGCCAAGCGCCACCAUGGAAGAUGCCAACGAGCAUCACUUCGGCGAGGUGAAGAACAACAUUGCCCAUCGCUUGCCUACCAUCCGAGCUGCGUUGCAUACCACUCAGAUGCUGCACAUGCGUCGCAAGAAAAACAUGGCUGGGUUUACAGUCGACAAGAAAAAGCUGCUUCCCUGGAAAGCACUGUCGGAUGACGAGGCCGGCCAAGCCGGGAAGCGAGCCUGGGCCACUGUGUGCACGUACAAAGCCUUGACGAGUGUUGGCAAAAGUGCUGCUGACAUGGGGGCUUCCUUGCAGAACUGGUGGAAUGUCGUGGGCAAGCAGCUGGUUGCAGAUCGGCUGCGAGCCUAUGGCAGCGACGAGGAGCUGCUGGAUGAGGAGGAGGCCCACUCGGAUGUCGAAGACGGUGCGGUGGACCCUACAAACCCUGAGCUCGACCAGAAUGUGGAAGUCGCCCAGACCCUUGCUUGCUUGCAGGCCGAGUCCGAAGUCAUUGCAGAGAUCCGCGACAUGGAGAAAACCGCGGCCGAUGCCAAGGAUCCCCCUCCGACAUCUGGUGACCUCGUCGCAAAGGCAUCGGACAGCACAGAUGCAAAGGAUCCCCCUCCGACAUCUGGUGACGUGGCAAAGGCAUCGGACAGCACAGAUGCAAAGAAUCCCGCUCCGACAUCUAGUGACGUGGCAAAGGCAUCGGACAGCACAGAUGCAAAGGAUCCCGCUCCGACAUCUGGCGACACCCGUGCUAUGGCUGCGAAAGACCCUGACACAGUGGACGACAAGCAGCCGCCGAUGACACUGGAGGCCAUUCUGCAGAAGCAUGGCAUGGACAAGUACGAGCCCAUUGCUGGCGACACCGAGCAUGCAAUGCUCAGCCGUCUGCACAAACUUGCCCCCGACAUGCUCAGGUUCGUGACACAGAUGCGGCUGGGGGAAGCCUUCUUACGCCCUGGCCAGGUGCAGCAGCCAAAGAAACCCCUGUCGCAGUGGAACCAGUUGCAGAAGGACCUUUCCGAAGCCCAACGUUCCUUUGGACUCCAAGGCGCCAAGCAAGGCCGAGCAGCCAGCUGGUGGGGUUUUGCGGGAUUGGUGGCCAGUCGGGCCCAACAUGCAGCAGCUGAAGUGGAGGGAUGCAAGAUGACCGACGCCAUCAUCCGAGCUCCAAGCUUCUUCCGACCCUCCAAUGUGCUGGAUGCUGGUAUGAGCCGGGACUACCAGCUUGUUGUCGUCCGCUUGCAUCCGCUGGGCGACAACAAGAUGGCGAUCGUCAGCAGGGUCUUCCGAGGAAGCCGUGGCUCCAAGCGGAGCGGCCACAAACCUCACGAGGAGGCGCUGCCGUCACAAGAGUGCGUCGGUCUGCAGCUGGUGUUGCCACAGCCUGUGGAAGGUGAGCAGCACGUCUUUCGAGCCACCUGCUGCAGCCCCGUGCUGUGCAUGGACCCGCACGAGGACCGUGAAGACCUCCCUCGGCUGCUGAUGGAGGUGGCGCCCGGCUGGUUCAAGGUUCGCUGCACCGCCACGACCCUGCUGCUGGAGGUGGACACAUCGGCGGCCCUGGGCGUCCAAGCUGUGAAGGACUUGGCCCCGGAGGACACACCUGGCUUCAGCAUUACCUCGUUUCCUCAUUCCGAGGCGGGCUUCAAGAGCAUCCGAGGCUACAUGGAGAUCAUGCGCAAGAUGUAUGCGAGCACUGCCGGCAGACCGCUGUGCACCCAGGACGGCUGUGUGCGACUGUGGCCCAGCUGGGAGUCCCUGCUGCAGCGAGCACCGGGGUACUUUGCUACGACUUUGAAGCACGGCGAGAUCGACAGCAGCAAAGGCAUCAGCUCGAAGGAGUUCUCGCGAAAGGUUUGCAUGCGCUUCCGUGCGAUUGCUCCCACGUGUGUGACUGGAACGGAGCCGUUCCUGAACUUCUUGGCACACGUGGACAAGGUUGUGCCUGAGCUGCCGGUGGAGUGA
This is a messenger RNA of Symbiodinium sp. CCMP2592, 7650 nucleotides long. NCBI's taxonomy places the organism in Eukaryota, Dinophyceae, Suessiales, Symbiodiniaceae. The record is from the annotation of a GenBank genome assembly.